Messenger RNA from Charadrius vociferus (killdeer), 1225 nucleotides. RefSeq names its product protein O-glucosyltransferase 1 (gene POGLUT1). The coding region runs from base 1 to 1158 and encodes 385 amino acids. The transcript has 11 exons. Gene Ontology annotation, biological process: protein O-linked glycosylation; positive regulation of Notch signaling pathway. Gene Ontology annotation, cellular component: endomembrane system. Lineage: Eukaryota; Metazoa; Chordata; Aves; Charadriiformes; Charadriidae. Gene Ontology annotation, molecular function: UDP-glucosyltransferase activity; UDP-xylosyltransferase activity. The record is from RefSeq and is a predicted model, not a curated record.
AUGGCUGCUCAAGACUCCUACAUCAAGCUGAUGCAAGCCUACUUCGUUAACUCCCUUCUAGAGGAUGCCAAGUGGGAAGGAAUAACGGACCAAAUUGAGAAAGCUGUGGAAGGCUACGAGCCGUGUGUGAAGGAGAAUUGCAGCUGCCACCGAAGUGUCUGGAAGCAGGACCUGGCUCCUUUUCGAGGUGGCAUUUCCAAGGAGAUUAUAUCGGAUGUAGUGAGCCGGAAGCUCGGGACACACUACCAAAUCAUUAAGAACAAAUUGUACCGUGAGCAGGACUGCUUGUUCCCUGCAAGAUGCAGUGGAGUUGAGCACUUCCUUCUGGGGAUCAUCAACCGCCUCCCUGACAUGGAAAUGGUGAUCAAUGUGCGAGACUACCCUCAGGUCCCCAAGUGGAUGAAACCUAUUAUCCCAGUCUUCUCCUUCAGUAAGACACCUGAAUACAAUGAUAUCAUGUAUCCAGCCUGGACAUUUUGGGAAGGAGGACCAGCUGUUUGGCCAAUUUACCCAACAGGUUUAGGACGCUGGGACCUCAUGAGAGAAGACCUCAGAAGAUCUGCAGAAAAAUGGCCAUGGAUGAAAAAAAUCUCUAAAGGAUAUUUCCGAGGAUCCAGAACGAGCCCUGAGAGAGAUCCCCUCAUUCUGCUGUCCCGAGAAAACCCAGAACUUGUUGAUGCUGAGUACACUAAAAACCAGGCUUGGAAAUCUGAGAAGGACACCUUAGGGAAGCCUCCUGCAAAGGAAAUUCCACUGGUUGAUCACUGCAAAUACAAGUAUCUGUUUAAUUUCCGGGGAGUGGCUGCCAGUUUCCGGUUGAAACACCUUUUCUUAUGUGGUUCGCUCGUCUUUCAUGUUGGAGAAGAGUGGCUGGAGUUCUUCUAUCCCCAGCUGAAGCCUUGGGUCCACUACAUCCCAGUCCAAUCAGACCUCUCCAAUGUCAGGGAGCUGUUGCAAUUUGUUAAGGAAAAUGAUGCCAUAGCACAAGAAAUUGCAGAGAGGGGACGCCAAUUCAUCACCGAGCACUUGCAGAUGGAGGAUGUCUCUUGCUACUGGGAGCAUCUGCUGUCUGAAUAUUCCCAAGCCUUGACUUACAAAGUGAAAAAGAGGAAGAGCUACAGCGAGAUCACUUCUGAACGGCUGAAAACAGAACUGUAGAGACUUACCUGUUUUUCUUUUCAGCUCAAACUGAUCUCUGUGGAAAUCUGAAGAUCAGUGUAUCUUC